AUGCCGCCUAUCAGGAAUCGCACUCGUGUUAAUCGACAACCGAAGACAUCAUAUGACGAUUCACUUCCAGAAAAUUGGUCCAUUUCAAAACUGAGAGAUGAAUUGAGACUAAAAGGAAUCACACAACCACAGAAUACUAGACGAAGUGUAUUAGUGAAGUUAUAUAAACAAACUGUUACAAAUGACGAGUCGAGAACAUCUCAGGAAUCGGGAACCCAGGAAUCGCGGCAAGAAACGGUUUCAACCACCCAAGGACAAGACGUUAGAACAGAGUUAUUAGGCAUGGUAAGGAACCUUACUUCGACCGUACAGAACCUGCAAAGCAGUAUGAUUUCGUUAACCGAAAGAGUAAACACAAUGGCACGAUCGCAAACUUCAAUACCAGCGGCUGCAGGAAGCGUGGAUCAAUUACGCCAGUCGGGGGCUCAAACUACCAAUCCACGAAAUGAUGAUACACCUGUAUCAUGCGGAACUCCUCGAGAGACGAGGGAAUCAGAUUACACUCUCAUAACGGCAUGGGCUGAUCAAGCAUCACCAAGGACCAUGGGAGUAAGAACCACAUAUGGAUACGCGGUGGAAUCACUGCCUUACGUCGAGACAAUUGCACCGAACCUUCGGAAGCAGAUUAUAGAAGAUGGACAAAUUUCGCAAACUAGCUCUGGAGGCGGACAUCCGAGCCACAGCCUGUCUUCCAUACCACAAGAUUACAAUGUAGAAGAAAUAAAGACUUUAUGGAGUGCAGCAAUUAGCCAACAGACAGCAAGAGCAGAUUCCACGGGCAUUCAGCACUUUUUAUCAUUUGUGACUUUGUGUGGUAUAGCAGUACCAUUGGGUACUUUACCUUAUGUAAAUGAAGAUGUUCUUAUCAAAUUUGUAUCUUAUUGUCAUUCCUCUUUAAGCUUAUCAUUUUCUACCAUUAAGCUGUAUUUAGCUGGCAUAAGAUUUCAUUAUCUUAAAGCUGGACUCUGUAAUCCUUUAACCCAUACUGGUCGGCAUACUACCGCAGUCAUACUCUACCUUAUUGAUCGGGGCACUACUACAGUGGUAGUAUACAAACAUCGUCACUUUGAUGCUUCGUACUGUAGAAACAUAAGGGAUAUGAAAGAAAACUUUUGUAUGACUAAGAUCUAG
Messenger RNA from Saccostrea cuccullata (small rock oyster), 1131 nucleotides. RefSeq lists its product as uncharacterized. NCBI's taxonomy places the organism in Eukaryota, Metazoa, Mollusca, Bivalvia, Ostreida, Ostreidae. The coding region runs from base 1 to 1131 and encodes 376 amino acids. The record is from RefSeq and is a predicted model, not a curated record. The transcript is spliced from 2 exons.